CUUUGGAUGACGUAAAAAGAAAAAAAGAUGGGCCACUUUGGCUGAUUUCGAAAAAUUUCCAAGGUGGAUAUUUUUUCCCUUGGUUUUUAUCAAAUCGAACAGUUUGCACCGCUCGACACGUUUUGACCUUUGACCUUCACGACGUUGACAUGAACAAGAACAAGACAUUGAGAAAAGGCACUGAUCAGACAACUUGGGAGUUCGACACAUCGAAGAACGACUUUCCAACAACAUCGACAAACAAACCUAAAGGAGGUCCUAAUGGAAACAUAUCCUCGAAUCCAUUCCGCGUCUCUUUGUUAUGUCGCAACAUGUAUCGACGCUCUCUGCCACAGAGGCCGUCGCAAAACGACAAAAAUAUGAAAUCCGUCGAUACUUCGAAAGCAGCAGAGCGAUCGACACGAUGUUCAGCAUUAUCCACGGAAUAUAGCAACGCGUGCGCGAAACAGAAGGAACUGUCAACAGAGAAUUUCGACUCCAUGCUAGAGCAACUGGAGCAUUUGCACAUCAAACCAUCCAACAGAGCAGCCAUUACGCGAGAUCGGUUACUAGAUGAACGAAGAGACAAUCUGAUUCGAAGCAAAACUUCGGUGUAUAAUUUUUACAGCAGAUCACGUUUAAAAGAAAGUUUUGAUGAUCUUUAUGCAAAAUCGGCUAUUCCCGAACCGAAGGUGCCUGUACAACCGUUGACGGAGGAAGAAAAUGAACUGGUGGAUUCUUUGCUUCGAAAAGGACAACAUGGACUCGUGUCUCAAAUCAAGGCAGCGGUUGUGGAGUUUAAGGACAUUUAUAAACUAUAUCCAGAGACGUGGCUAAAUGAUGAGAUCAUCAAUUUCUACCUCGCACUAAUUUCCGAUCGUGCAUCACAAAAAGCAGACAGUCUACCAUCUAUCCAUUGCUUUAAUACAUUCUUCUGCUCUACGCUGCGAGAAUCUGGCUAUGCCAAAGUACGCCGAUGGACAAAAAAGGUCGAUAUCUUUUCCAAAGAUUUAAUACUGAUACCUAUCAAUCACGCAUACCAUUGGACUUUGGGAAUUAUUCAUGUGCAAAAAAAGUUGGUGGAGGUGUAUGAUUCUCUGGGCGGUAAUCAUGAUUAUACCAUCAAGCUGUUAUUCAACUACCUUCAGCAAGAACAUAUGGAUAAAAAGGGUACACCUCUUGAUUUGAGCGAUUGGACCAGCAAUACCCCCAAGGAUAUUCCGCAUCAAAAGAACAUGUCAGACUGUGGCGUAUUCACUUGCACAUUUGCGGAAAGAUUGGCUGGAAAUCGAUCUUUUGAUUUUUCGCAAGAAGAUAUGACCCUUAUACGCAGAAGAAUGGUUCUCAGUAUAGCGCAGAAGUCAAUUCCUUGAAAAGCUUGUGUUCUGUAGUAUUUUUUUUUUUUUUAAUCGCGCCUCGCAUUGACCGUACCGUGACUGCUGAAAAGUGGGCCUUCCCUCAUUUCAUGAUCCACAUUAUUCCCCUCAUA
Messenger RNA from Radiomyces spectabilis, 1468 nucleotides. RefSeq lists its product as uncharacterized. The coding region runs from base 150 to 1352 and encodes 400 amino acids. Gene Ontology annotation, cellular component: nucleus. Gene Ontology annotation, biological process: protein desumoylation. NCBI's taxonomy places the organism in Eukaryota, Fungi, Mucoromycota, Mucoromycetes, Mucorales, Radiomycetaceae. The transcript is spliced from 10 exons. The record is from RefSeq and is a predicted model, not a curated record. Gene Ontology annotation, molecular function: deSUMOylase activity.